CUCUGAUUGGUUAAUACAUGUCCAAUCACAGUUUAGAAUUUCCAACGGCAUACAACUGUUUAUUUGUUCUAUCAGAUAAGGAUUUUCAUUGAGAACUUGGUGCAAUGGGGGAGAACAAAUCAAUAUAUAAACAUUUCUCUGCAUUACCUCUGCAACCUAACCAAAAAUCGUAUUCAUGUAACUAUUGCAAGAAAAAGUAUGCAGAAAACAUUACUCGCAUGCGAAAACAUCUUUAUAAAGAGUGUAGAAGUUGUCCUCAAGACUUACGGAAACUUUUAAAACCAUGUAAACCUCGUAAACGAAAUAAUUCUCAUCUAAACAGCACAGACGACUCAUUUACUAUUGAAGAUUUGAAUGAAGCAGACAAUAGAGCAAGUACUUCAAUGAUUUCAAAUGAAAAUUUACCAAAUAAUAUAAGUGUUUGUAGCAAUAACUAUAAAAAAAAUACAAUCGAUAGUUUUUGUGAUAAAAUGUCAAAAAAAGAUGAAGAUUCUCUACAAGAACUACUUGCAGAAGCGAUUUAUGCAUCUGGUACACCAUUAUGUAUAACAGAAAAUCCAUAUUGGCUAAAAUUUUUUAACGCAUUACGGCCUUCAUUUAAUUUGCCAUCAAGAAAUCAAAUAUCAAAUAAUCUUUUAGAUUCAGUAUUCGUUAGAACACAAAAUAUGGUUAAUGAAAAAAUUGAAUCUGCUACUACUGUUGGAGUGCAAUGUGACGCAUGGUCUAAUAUUCGCAAAGAAGGAAUCAUCAAUUUUAUUGUAACAACCCCAGCGCCAGUUUUUUUCAAAACAUUUCCAACUGGAACCGAAUCACAAACUGCCUUAUAUAUUUCUGAAAAAAUAGAAAGUGUUAUUGAUGCUUUGGGAAUUAAAAAAGUUAUCGGAAUUUGUAAGGUAUUAAAAGAUUUAACAGAUUAUGUGUCAGAAUCAAGUAUGUGGAGUUACGACUACGUUAAGCGAGCAAGUAUAAUCACUUCAGCAUGUCAAUGGUGGCAAAGUAUUUGCCAAAAAUCUUCGUUGAGCAAAAUAGCUGUGGCUAUAUUGACUUUACCUGCAACAUCAGCUGCAACCGAGCGUUCCUUUAGUACACAAGGAUGGAUUCAUUCAUCUAAAAUAAAUAAGUUAAGUAUCGAUAGAGCUGGAAAAAUAACAUACAUUGCAAGAAAUUUAAAAUUACUUAAUCCUUCACCAAAAAAUACAGAAGAAGAAUGGGAAGAAGAUGAGGAAAGUAAUAAAGGAGAGGAUGAAAUAAGUGAAAUUUGUGCUGAGCAUGAAGAAGUUGAAUUUUUAGAAGAAGAAUUUACUCAAGACUAUAAUGAUAAUGAAGAAGUUGUUCUAUGGAUGAGUACUAUCGGACCAUAUCAUAAUAGGCAAGAAACUUAUGCUUAUGACUCCUUACCAUUUUGUUCUGGACCUAAAGAAAUGAUUGGCCAUUACCAUGAAACUCUAUCUGAAGCCUUACAAGGCAUUGAACUUAAAUUUAGUGGCUUAGAAAUAGAUUUCAAAGUUCCAGUCUCUAAAACUGUCUUUUGUGGAAUAGACUUAACUGAAGAUAGAGUUAAAGCAUUUGUAUAUGCAAUCAAGAACCAAUAUUGGUACCAAAUGUAUAUAGAUAAUCUUCCUAUGUGGGGAAUUGUUGGGCAACUUGAAAAAUCUGAUGAUGGAAUAUCUUAUUACAUUUAUACACAUAAAAAAUUUGAUAUUGGAUACAAUGGAAGACAAAUAGUUGAUGUUAAUUUAACAAGUGACAUAACUAGAGUUAAACUAAUACCUAAUGCUCAUAUCACAUUCAGUUAUGAAGUCAACUGGAUUAAAAGCAAUGUCAAAUUUGAAGAUAGAUUCGAUAAGUAUUUAGAUCCUAAUUUCUUCCAGCAUAGAAUUCAUUGGUUUAGCAUCUUCAAUAGUUUUAUGAUGGUUAUUUUUCUUGUUGGACUUGUAUCAAUGAUAUUAAUGCGCACUUUACGAAAAGAUUAUGCUCGAUAUAGUAAAGAUGAAGAAAUGGAUGAUAUAGAAAGAGAUUUAGGUGAUGAAUAUGGUUGGAAACAAGUUCAUGGAGAUGUUUUUAGACCUGCUAGUCACCCAAUACUUUUUUCAGCUUUAAUUGGUGCUGGCUAUCAGGUGACUGUUGUUGUACUUAGUGUCAUAAUAUUUGCUAUACUUGGUGAGCUUUAUACUGAACGAGGAUCAAUGUUAUCAACGGCAAUUUUUAUGUAUGCUGCAACAUCUCCAGUAAAUGGAUAUGCUGGAGGUGGACUUUAUGCACGAAUGGGUGGACGUUUGUGGAUAAAACAGAUGCUUUUGAGUGCAUUCAUGUUACCACUUCUUGUAUGUGGCACUGCAUUUUUUAUCAAUUUCAUUGCAAUGUACUAUCAUGCAAGUCGUGCUAUUCCUUUUGGAUCUAUGGUUGCAGUUACUUGUAUUUGUGUGUUCGUGAUUCUUCCGCUUACAUUAGUGGGUACUAUUUUAGGUCGAAAUCUAGCCGGUACACCUGAUGCACCUUGCAGGGUAAAUGCUGUUCCUAGACCAAUACCAGAGAAAAAAUGGUUUAUGGAACCACUAGUGAUUAUACUUCUCGGUGGCAUUCUUCCUUUUGGCUCCAUCUUCAUUGAAAUGUACUUUAUUUUUACUUCAUUUUGGGCAUAUAAAAUUUAUUACGUUUAUGGAUUCAUGCUCCUAGUGUUUGUAAUUCUUAUGAUAGUAACUAUUUGUGUUACAAUUGUUUGCACUUACUUUUUACUCAACGCUGAAGAUUACCGAUGGCAAUGGACAAGUUUCUUAGCUGCAGCAUCUACUGCUGGAUAUGUCUACAUUUAUUCAUUCUACUAUUUUUUCUUCAAAACAAAAAUGUACGGUCUCUUCCAAACUGCUUUUUACUUCAGUUACAUGGCGCUAUUUAGCUUAGCUCUUGGUAUUAUGUGCGGUACAGUAUUUGAUACAGUAAACAAAACGACUUCUGAAAAAUUAAACGUAGUUCCGAUCAAGAAGCGUAAACGAGCCAACGAUGUAAUUGACAGUAUGGGUGAUAAUGAGAAAGAGUUUUCCACGACAUGCAGAACUUUACGUCAAUCGACAAAAAAGCUUUACGAUACGAACUUAUCAAAUCAUGGUUAUUCAAGUACUUCGCAAGGUGAAAAUGUCUUAAAACCAGAAUGGAUGAUUGGAAAAAGUAAAUCAUUUGAUUGUUUUGACGCUGGACCAUUUACAGUUACAAAACAAAAUCGUCUACCAGUUCAUAAAACGUUGAGUGAAAUUAAAGCAAAAAUGGUGGUGAAUAUAGACUCGGAUUGUUAUAACAUGAAUCAUAAAAAUCGAGGAAAGUGUGUCAUAUUCAAUCAUGAAGUUUUUGAUACUGGAUUUGAUAGCAGAGUUGGAUCAUCUUUAGAUGCCAAAAGAAUUGAGAGGACGUUUACGAAACUCGGCUUUAAUGUGGAGAUUUUAGAUAAUUUGAAGCAUAAUGACGUCAUGUUUAAAAUUGCUGAAUUGAGCGAAGACAAUCAUGAUGACAAUGAUUGCAUAUGCAUAUUUAUGCUUACCCAUGGUCUUUCCCCUGAUAUGAUAUUUGCAAAAGACGUAGCAUAUAAUCUAGAAAAUAUUUGGAAACCUUUUACGGCUGAUAAGUGUGCGAGUUUAGCUGGGAAACCUAAACUUUUUUUUUUUCAAGCAUGCAGAGGAAAUGAACUUGACGAAGGUGUUCGUUUAUAUCGUACAAGAGCUUGCAAAUCUGAAACAGACUCAGCUGGUACGUCUUAUAAGCUUCCAACACACGCUGACUUUCUUAUCGCUCACAGUACAGUACAAGGUUUUUAUUCGUGGCGAAAUCCUGAAAAAGGAACAUGGUUCAUUCAAUGUCUAUGCGAUGUUUUGGAUGAGUUUUAUGAAACAACAGAUCUUCUAAAGAUGCUAACUAUAUGUGCCCGCCGAGUAGCUACCGAAUACACUUCAAUCAAUGACUUCGAUGUUACAAAGCAUGAUCAAAAACAAGUGCCUGCAAUAACGUCUAUGCUCAUCAGAGAUCUCUAUUUUACGCGAAAAUAGAUACAUUGUAAUUGAAAUUCUCGACAAUUCAUUUUUUUUCUCAAAUAUUAUUUAGACUUAACGAAAUGUUUCUUUUUUACUGAUUAUCGAUAAAAAGUUAAGAUUCUGGAAAUCUCAUGCUUGCCCGUUGUAUAUACAGAAAAAUCAUAAGAAAAAAAAAUUUCUUAAGACGUACAGUAUUAUUUUGAAAAUUAAUUUGUUUUAUUAAAAACAAUUCUAUACAUUAUUGAAUGUUUUUAUUUGAAGCCUUCAACUUAAUGUUAAUGUGUUAAAUAAUCUUUUUCUUUCUUCACAAAAUAAUUAUUCUUAAAGAUGAUCAAA
Chelonus insularis is the source of this 4355-nucleotide messenger RNA. RefSeq lists its product as uncharacterized. Gene Ontology annotation, cellular component: membrane. Lineage: Eukaryota; Metazoa; Arthropoda; Insecta; Hymenoptera; Braconidae. Gene Ontology annotation, molecular function: protein dimerization activity; cysteine-type endopeptidase activity; DNA binding. Gene Ontology annotation, biological process: protein localization to membrane; proteolysis. The record is from RefSeq and is a predicted model, not a curated record. The transcript is spliced from 15 exons. The coding region runs from base 105 to 4034 and encodes 1309 amino acids.